UAAUAGAAAUUGCCUCUGAGCAUAAGUAGAGUGACCAGAGGCCAAUUGGGCACUGGCAGAUUGUUUCUGAGCAUAAGCAGAGUGACCGGGGGGGCUAUUUGAGUGCCUCUGAGCAUAAGCAGAGUGCCUCUGAGCAUAGGCAGAGUGACCAGAGACCAGUUGGGUGCCUCUGAGUGUAAGCAGAGUGCAUCUGACAAUAGAAAUUGCCUCUGAGCAUAGGCAGAGUGACCAGAGGCAAAUUGGGCACAGGCAGAUUGCUUCUGAGCAUAUGCAGAGUGCAUCUGAGCAUAGGCAGAGUGACCGGGGGCUAUUUGAGUUCCUCUGAGCAUAGGCAGAGUGACCAGAGGCCAGUUGGGUGCCUCUGAGUGUAAGCAGAGUGCAUCUGACAAUAGAAAUUGCCUCUGAGCAUAGGUAACGUGCCCAGAGGCAAAUUGGGCACAGGCAGAUAGUUUCUGAGCAUAAACAGAGUGCACCUGACAAUAGAAAUUGCCUCUGAGCAUUUGGCCAGAGGCCUAUCGGGGACACCCAGAGUGUUUCCAAGCAUAAGCAAGAGUGCCUCUGAGCCUGAGCAGAGUGCACUUGGCAACAGAAGGAGCUAGAGGCGGAUUGGGCACAGUCGGAUUGUUUCUGAGCAUAAGCAGAGUGCCGGGCAUGACGGGCCUCCCGUGGUGGCAGGAGGGGGCGGGCUGCCUGGUCCUGGAGGGCCUCCCCCCGCUGCCCCGCGGCCUGAGCGGCAUCCUCAACUCCAGCGGGGGGUCCUGGCGCGAGAUCCAGAAGGUCCACUCCAAGAAGACGCGCAUCCAGGACGACCUCCGCAAAGCCUCCGCCGGUGCCUCCCCGGAGAAGUCCCCGCGCCGCAGCAAGCCCGCCAACCUGGACUCGGCCUUGGCCCUGCUCCGCAAGGAGAUGGUGGGUCUGCGCCAGCUGGACAUGUCCCUCUUGUGCCAGCUGUGGUCGCUCUACGAGUCCAUCCAGGAGUCCAAGGGCCUCUUCCAGGAGCUCUCCUCCUCCUCGCUGCCUUCCGACGGGAGCCUGGCCGCCGAGAACGGAUUCUCUGACGAGGACGACGAGGACGACUUGGAGGCCGACCCGGCUCCCGGCCCCCCCGAGGGCCACCGGGAGACCCCGCCGGAGCCCCGCCUCCGCCUCCCGCAGCCCCAGAACUCCCGGGACCAGUGGCUCCAGGACUCCUUCCACAUCACCAUCUGAGCCCCCCCCCCCCCCUCGUGGCCGACAUCGGUUGCGGAACGGCCGGAAACUAACCUCGGUUCCUAUUCACUUGCAUGGUGGUUUGCACUAGACGACUGCGGCACUCUGAACACUGAUCUGCUGGUUGGGUGAUGAUGGGAGUUGUAGUCCAUAAAAAUUGGGAAAACUUAAAGCCCGGGGAUGAUGGGAGUUGUUGUCCAAAAACUUGGGAGGAACUUAUCAUUCAAGAAUGAUGGGAGUUGUCAUCCACAAACUUGGGAAAACUUUCCACCCAGGGAUGAUGGGAGAUGUAGUCCACAAACUUGGGAGGAACUUAUCAUCCAAGAAUGAUGGGAGUUGUCAUCCACAAACUUGGGAAAACUUUCCACCCAGGGAUGAUGGGAGUUCUAGUCCACAAACUUGGGAGGAACUUAUCAUCCAAGAAUGAUGGGAGUUGUCAUCCACAAACUUGGGGAAACUUACCACCCAGGGAUGAUGGGAGUUGUCAUCCACAAACUUGAGGAAACUUAUCACCCAGGGAUGAUGGGAGUUGUAGUCCACAAACUUGGGAGGAACUUAUCCAAGAGUGAUGGGAGUUGUCAUCCACAAACUUAAGAAAACUUAUCACCCAGGAAUGAGGGGAGUUGUCAUCCAAAAACUUGGGGAAACCUACCACCCAGGGAUGAUGGGAGUUCUAGUCCACAAACUUGGGAGGAACUUAUCAUCCAAGAGUGAUGGGAGUUGUCAUCCACAAACUUGGGAAAACUUAUCCAGGGAUGAUGGAAGUUGUCGUCCACAAACUUGGGAAAAAUUCUCAUCCAGGAAUGAUGGGAGCUGUAGUCCAAAAACUUGGGAAAACCUAUCACCCAGGGAUGAUGGGAGUUGUCAUCCACAAUCUUGGGAAAACUUACUGCCCAGUGAUGGUGGGAGUUGUAGUUUCCCAAGCACUUUCCCAAACUUGGGGAAACUUUCCACUCAAUGGAUGGUGGGAGUUGUAGUCACCCAACUUCCCCAAACUUGGGGGAAACUUACCACCCAAGAGAUGAUGGGAGUUGUAGUUCACACACUUUCCCUAACGUCACCCGAUAGAUGAUGGGAGUUGUAGUCUGCAAACUUUCCCAAACUUGGGAAACUUACCACCCAAUGGAUGGUGGGAGUUGUUGUCUGUGAACUUUCCCAAACUUGGGGAAGACUUACCACCCAAUGGAUGCUGGGAAUUGUAGUUCGCAAACUUUCAAAUCUUGGUGUCUCUAAAACGUUGAAUAGAUGAAUGCAGUUCGAUCCCGCUGUAGAUUUAUGGGAUUUGUAGUUUAUGGAAACGCCUCCCCCACACUCAAGAUGCUUAUGAAACUACAACUCCCAAGGCAGAUACUACUAUAUAGGAAUUGUAUAGGAAACUUGCUGCAACAAGACGCUUCCGUGCUAGGUUGUUCCAAGGCAAGAGUUGAGUUGGCCGGAGUCCUUGGUUCUUGUUCUUGGCGGCUCGGCCAAAACUAGAUCUCUUUUUUAAAAAAAUAUGUAACAUUUCAAAGGUCCUAAAAUGCAAAGUGUUCUUUGGGGAGGAGGAAGGGGUCGGGUCUUCCUUCCCGUUGCAAAAGCGCGGGCGGCCCUUUUAAUUUAUUGUUUGGUGCUUUGGUCCUCAUUGCGAGGAAACUAGAAAUCCCAGGGAAUAAAAGUGUCUCUGGAAACGAAA
Molecule: messenger RNA, 2881 nt
Organism: Anolis sagrei ordinatus
Lineage: Eukaryota; Metazoa; Chordata; Lepidosauria; Squamata; Anolidae
Gene: FAM89B
Product: family with sequence similarity 89 member B
Source: RefSeq, a predicted model, not a curated record